AUGAUUGCCUCCCCAAUCCUCAGAACCGCUGCCGAAAAGAACUUCAUCAGAGUCGGUGCUAAUCCAAUUACUCGUUGUAUCCCUCAUAUCGGUGCCUGGGCUGGUGUUCUUACUGUCUGUUUGUUCUGGCCUGCUGUUCCAGCCGUCUACUCCCAAAUCAAGUAUGGCGCUAACAAAUACUAA
Molecule: messenger RNA, 183 nt
Organism: Saccharomycopsis crataegensis
Lineage: Eukaryota; Fungi; Ascomycota; Saccharomycetes; Ascoideales; Saccharomycopsidaceae
Gene: COX26
Product: Cox26p
Exons: 1
Coding region: 1-183 (60 amino acids)
Source: RefSeq, a predicted model, not a curated record